Messenger RNA from Amyelois transitella, 4639 nucleotides. Its product is annotated as toll-like receptor 6. The transcript has a single exon. The record is from RefSeq and is a predicted model, not a curated record. Gene Ontology annotation, molecular function: protein binding. The coding region runs from base 95 to 4129 and encodes 1344 amino acids. NCBI's taxonomy places the organism in Eukaryota, Metazoa, Arthropoda, Insecta, Lepidoptera, Pyralidae.
CCAGCCGCGUAAAUAUUUAUGACGCGAUCGAACUCAUCCCAUAAAUGGCAACGCCAACAUCUAUGCCUCAACGAAAAUUACCCACAACCGUAAAAUGCUAAAACAAACUUUCGUGAAAAGACUUGAACGCCGAACUUUGAAUCGAAUUAUAGUGUACGUGCUGUUCUACUGUCAUGUUUUCGAAAAGCACUCAGCGGCAGAGAUGCCGCACGAGUGCGCCUACCGCAGCUCCGAAGCCGAAACGGUGGAGAAUGCGGUACUCUUCUGCAAGAUUCGUACCAUAAGCAGUUUGGACCACCUGUUACAAAAUAUAACGAGGACGCAUUUCGAUGACGUGAUCUCCUUACACGUUCAGUGCAGUGAAAUCUUAUUUUUUGAGAGCACUUUAUCCGCUCAAACUGACAAAAUUCCUAGUAGACAAGCAAACUUGGCCAAUUUACGGGACUUAGUUAUAGAUAAGUGCAAGAUUCGACAAAUACCAGCUCGUGCUUUUGAAAACUUCAAAGACCUAAAGAGACUGCACGUGACAACGUACAAUAGUGAGUGGUCAGCCAUGACGAUGGAACUACACGAACAAGCGUUUUCCGGCUUAAAUGAGUUGAUAGAACUAAACCUUAGCGACAACAACAUUUGGAGCACUAAGACCGAAACUUUCUGUUCAUUGUACAGUUUGAAAACUUUGAAUCUUACUAGAAACCACUUGCAAAAUAUAAAGACUAUUGGAUUCUCAGAUUCGUUAAGAGAGCAAAAUCUUAGCGUAAGGAUUUGUAAUUUAGUUAUAGAGAUACUUGAUAUUUCAUACAAUGAUCUAAUUGUUGUAACUGAUAACAGUCUAUCAAAAUUGCGUUCAUUAUCGAAACUAAUGCUGCAAAAUAAUGCAAUCUCUACCCUAGAAGACGGUGCCUUUGGGGGACUACUCAAUUUACAGGUUUUGAAUUUAUCUAGUAACUUUAUGAAUUCUCUGCCACCAGAUAUAUUUUCAGAUACCAAAUCUUUGACUGAAAUAUAUUUAAGUAAUAAUACGAUAAAUAUCUUACAUCCAGGCAUUUUCGAAGGUUUACAACAACUUCAAAUAUUAGAUCUUUCUCAUAAUGAUCUUACUAGUCAAUGGGUAAAUAAAGGCACUUUCCUUGGGUUAUUAAGAAUGGUAAUAUUAAACGUUUCUUAUAAUAAAUUAUCACGAAUAGAACGGUACACGUUCCAAAGUUUGUACAGUUUACAAAAGUUGAAUUUGGAGCAUAAUGAGAUAACCUCUAUUGAUGAGCAUGCUUUUGAAGAGUUGAGAAAUUUGCAUUCUUUGACACUUUCACAUAAUUAUUUGGUGCACAUUCAAUCAGAGUUAUACACAGAUUUACAUGUCUUGCACGAGUUGUUUAUAGAUAACAAUAAAAUUAAGCACAUAGACGAUAACGCGUUUGAUAACAUGACAACCGUUGAAGAUUUAGGAUUAAAUGAUAACUUUUUGUCGGCAAUACCAGCGUCUAUUCGUAAACUUAGAUCUUUAAAGUCACUGGACAUUGGCAAUAAUAAUAUAACUCACCUUAAUCGGGAAAACUUUCGAGGUCUUUCCGAACUUUUUGGUUUACGUCUAGUUGAUAACAAAGUUACACAUUUAAGUGACGACUCUUUUGAGUAUUUGCCACAGCUCCAGGUUUUGAAUUUAGCAUCCAACAAAAUAAAACACGUAGCACCGGGAUGUUUUCGGAAUAAUAUAAAUCUCAAAUUACUUCGUAUGGAUGGAAAUAACAUUACAAAUUUUGAUGGAAUUUUCACCACUUUAAAUAGUUUAGUUUGGCUUAAUAUGUCUUCUAAUAAAAUAAUAACAUUCGAUUUUAGAAGUUUUCCGGACAGUUUAGAAUGGUUAGAUUUACAUGAAAACUAUAUUGAAAAUUUUGUAAAUGAUGAUAUGUAUUCAAAUGUUAAUAUUAAAUUACUAGAUUUGAGCCAUAACAAUAUAAGUCAACUCAGUGUCACUUCAAUACCAAAGUCAGUAGAAAAAUUAUAUUUGAAUAAUAACAAGAUACAACACAUCCAAGUGGGUACAUUUUCAAAACUACAAAGGCUUUCAAUCGUGACAUUAAAUAAUAAUAAUCUAGUACAACUUGACGUGAAUGCAUUUAGGUUAGAUCAAAUAGACGAAGAUAGUGAUUUACCAGAGUUUUUUAUAAGCGGAAACCCAUUUGUUUGUGACUGUUCAAUGGAAUGGAUUCAACGCAUUAAUUAUUUGAGCCACAGUCGACAAUACCCGCGCGUGUUGGAUCUAGAUAAAGCUUUGUGUUCACUAGUACAUUCACGAGCAAAACAGAAAAAGUUAAUAAUAGACAUGUCACCUUCUGACUUUCUCUGCCCAUACGAGAGUCACUGCUUCGCUUUAUGUCAUUGUUGUGACUUUGUUGCUUGCGAUUGUGAAAUGAUUUGUCCAAAUAAUUGUAGAUGUUAUCACGAUAUCACUUGGAAUGCGAAUGUUGUGGAUUGUUCAAAUGCUGGAUAUACUGAAGUGCCAGAGAGAAUUCCAAUGGAUGCUACCGAAAUAUACUUGGAUGGAAAUCAUAUUAGUAAUUUGGGUAAUCAUGUUUUCAUUGGCAAGAAAAAACUUUCAGUAUUAUAUUUAAAUAAUACGAAAUUAAUGGAAGUAAAUAACCAAACUUUUAAGGGAGUGGACUCUUUAAGAGUGCUGCACUUGGAAAAUAAUAAGUUAGUGGAGUUAAAAGGGGACGAGUUUUUACAUCUUAAUAAUUUGAAUGAACUAUAUCUCGAUCAUAAUGCUAUUGUGCAUGUUGCAAACAAUACUUUUUCAUCGUUGAAAUCUCUUUCUGUUCUUAGAAUUGACGAUAAUAAACUCGUUAACUUUUUUCCGUGGAAAUUGCUAGCUUCGUCUUCCAAAAGUUUAGCUCACGUAUCUAUAGAAGGUAACCAAUAUUCCUGCGACUGCAAAAGUAUAGCUGAAUUAGAUUCGUGGCUUAGGAGGGAUCCAGGGGAUCCGGAAAAAAUGUUGUGUACAGAUACUGAAGGAAAACCCACGAAAAUUACUAUUGCUUCAGUACUUAGUCAUUGUAAGGAAUAUAUGGGGUCUAUUGGGGAUCCUACUAUAUCUAAAGAUGAAAUAGUUUCUAAAUCUAUAUUUCUUCCUGACAAUUACUUUGCAAUUAUAUGUGGAGUAAUUAUUAUUAUCGUAUUUAUUUGCUCUAUAGGUGCUAUAUUCUAUGCUUUCAGAUAUGAAGUCAGUGAUUGGCUUUACACUAAGUACGGUGUCCCAUUGUUCAAAGAACAGUCUUGUCCUAAUGUUGAUCAUGUUUUAGAAGGAAACUCCAAUCAUAUGUAUGACUAUUACGUGAUAUGUAAUACCAAAGACACCAAUUUCGUUUACCAUAAUAUAAUGUCUGAAAUAGAGUACAGGAAAAUGGCUUCAAAGAAAUAUUCUCCAAAUGAGCCUUCCCUCAAUAUUUUAACUCUAGACAGCUUUUCAAAAUCAUCAAAAUUAUCUAAACGUCUUCUUAUUGUUCUCACAGCUAAUUUUAUUAGCAACGAUCUCUGCGAUAUUCAUUUUCAAAAUAUAUUCUAUAGUUACUUAAAAUCUCUGAAUCGUAGUGAUAUUAACAAGGUAAUAUUCAUUAAGAUAGUAGACAACAACCAAAUAAGCGAUGAGCUUGGUAUCUUAUUAGAUAAGUUCAAAAAUAUAUCUUGGAACGACGUCCGAUUCUGGGAGAGACUCGUUUCAUUACUGAAUUCAACAGAUACUAUUAUCACGGUAAAGAGUUCUGAGAAGAGCGUAUUCAAAAAGUCGUUACGUCAGACUCCAACGCUGCGAUACACAACAAUGCCUGUCUCAAACGAUAGUUGCUCAAAGCAGAAUUUUACAAAUUCCUUGCAGUACUUUAGACGAAGCGAUGGGGAGUCUUCCCAGAAUGAAAGUUCGCCUUCUUCCGACAACAACACGUAUGGGGAAGGGGACAACUCAAACAAUAGCUACAUGUCGAUCGACAAUAGGUCAUGUCCUCGGUUUAAUUAUGACCUCAGGCUGUCUCCUAACAGCGGUCACGUAUAUUCUAGGGUAGAUGAUAUUUCUCCGACUGUUCCUCGUUCUAUAACGGCCAGCGCGUCUGGUAAAGGACGCACAUAUUUUGUUUGAAUACUGAUAAAUACAGCGACAGCACACACUGAAUCCACCUUUGUUUAAGUAAUUAUGAUGUACUUGUAAUGUUACUGUCAAUUUUCACAUACGUAAUCUAAGCAGUGUGAUUGUCAAAUUCGUUUAGAUGAAGAAACAAUAUUUUGUACAAAAAUUGUAUGAAAAUGUUGAGUCUGAUACGAAAAAUUUCCAUUUAAUUAUAAUAACUAUAUUAUAAUGUUUAUUGCCGUGAAAAUAUUUCACAAAAAGUCACUGUAAAACAACACCAAUAGUUUAAGAUACAUAGCCACAUUUCCAACUAUUAUUAGUAAGGUUCUUUAAAAUUAUAUAUAUUCGGUUUUAAUUUUUAUCUGUUUAUGUUACAGUAUUUGAUAUGUUUUUGUUAACAUUUUGCGUUGCAUCCUUAAAUUAUUUACACAUUUAAUUAUCGUUUAAUAUAUCUACCACUAAUUUAAUAUAAAAUUAUAUUUUCUUCUUAUAUUUCCUCAUAUAAGGAAACAAGUGUGUAUA